AUGUCAGCCUCGGAUUCAGUUGUCUACCACUACCUCGCCAUCGGCAAGCUUGGCCGUGGUGAGGUUGUCAAGCUGUUUAUGAUUGACGCAGGCAUCAAAUUUGAAGAGCGCUUGUAUGCCCGUGAUGCUACUUGGCCGGAGACGAAGGAGAAGCUGAAGAAGCAGGGCCUUACUCGCACCGGACAACUUCCUUCGGUCGAGUACAAGGGCAAGGUCCUUACUGGGCACGUCCCCAUCCUCCGAUAUCUCUCGCGAGAACUUGGCGCAUACGACGGCACAACCAAUGACGACAAGUACUUGGUUGAUCUCGUGUCAGAUAUCUACGUCGACUGGAGAGUUCAAUGGGUGGCCAACCUGAAGGGCCUUAACCCUGAUUACAAGGAAAAGGAUGCUCCUCCGUACUAUGAGCUCCUUGGUCAAUACUACGCCGAGCGUGAGGGACCAUAUCUUCUCGGAGAUACCGUCAGCUACGCCGACUUUGCUGUCUACGUCUCCCUUGACAACGACAUUCGAACAAAAACACUUCCGGAAACCCUCCCCGAGUCCAUCGUCAAGUUCCGAAAUGCGUUCGAGGCUCGACCCAACAUUGCCGAUUACAUCAAGCAGGGCUAA
This is a messenger RNA of Fusarium proliferatum ET1, 612 nucleotides long. RefSeq lists its product as uncharacterized. Lineage: Eukaryota; Fungi; Ascomycota; Sordariomycetes; Hypocreales; Nectriaceae. Bases 1 to 612 code for a protein of 203 amino acids. Gene Ontology annotation, molecular function: glutathione transferase activity. The transcript has 5 exons. The record is from RefSeq and is a predicted model, not a curated record. Gene Ontology annotation, biological process: glutathione metabolic process.